AUGACAGUCAACUCAAAAUUUGAAAACGUGGUUGAUUUUAGGAGAGCUUUGAACAACUUUGCAGUUAAAAAUGAGUUUAACUACUACAUUCAGAAAAGUGACCCGACACGAUUCACAACAAGGUGUGAAAACCUAGAGUGCGAGUGGAGAAUUCAUGCUUCUGUUAUGCAAGAUGAAGUUACCAUUGAAGUUCAGAAAAUGGUAGAAGUACAUACUUGCACUCGAAGCAACAAGGGCGGCAAUAAGCGUGUCACUCAAGGAUGUAUUGCCAAUGUAGUUACUGCCAAGUUGAAAUAUGAUGGGGAUAUCUCUCCUAUUGAGCUUAGAAAUUGGAUUAUGAAAACUUACAAUGUUGAUGUGUCAUACCUAAAAGUCCUCGAUGUGGUGAAUAUGGACACCGUGAAAAGACAUGUAAAAAUCCCGCAUCUCAAUGUAUCUAUCGAAGUGAAACAUACACCUCUAAAAGGAUACUCUAAUUUCCCUUUUUUUCAUUAA
Molecule: messenger RNA, 495 nt
Organism: Lactuca virosa
Lineage: Eukaryota; Viridiplantae; Streptophyta; Magnoliopsida; Asterales; Asteraceae
Source: the annotation of a GenBank genome assembly